Mollisia scopiformis is the source of this 2030-nucleotide messenger RNA. Its product is annotated as methylammonium permease 3. Gene Ontology annotation, biological process: ammonium transmembrane transport. The transcript is spliced from 4 exons. The record is from RefSeq and is a predicted model, not a curated record. Gene Ontology annotation, molecular function: ammonium channel activity. The coding region runs from base 483 to 1922 and encodes 479 amino acids. Gene Ontology annotation, cellular component: plasma membrane. NCBI's taxonomy places the organism in Eukaryota, Fungi, Ascomycota, Leotiomycetes, Helotiales, Mollisiaceae.
CAGCGGCUCGGAAGUCUGGACCUGCACGAACUCCAAGCCAUUGCAUCCGCCGUAUAUCAAACCUGCAGUCAGGUUGAUGUAAAUGCUUCCAUCAGAUUUCAUUGGUGUCCACUUCGGGCUUUCCCAAAACGGGCAACAGAAUCCCUCGUUUUGCCAAGCAUCUUAUCAGCUUGGUAUCAAGGUUCUGACAAACAUUUGUUGCAACAUUUCGGAGUUCUCCCAUAAGAGCUUGCUUGAGUUUAAGCACUAGAACAUGGAAUCUCGUUGCCAAGUUGCUUGGCUUUACGAAAAGAGUAUGGAAAGUGUCCACUACGAUAAGAAAUGUUCAUUGAGCGCCGGCGAAAGGGUUCGAAGUGAGAUCCACUGUGAAGGUGGGAUGGGUACAAAAGGGUACCUCCCUUCGUCGCGCUUUGCGCGCCCUGCAGCUUGAGGUAAACAGGUAGCUUUUGUUGUCACGAGUCUGAGUACUUGAGUUUCCUAAGAUGAGCACUUCGCCCAGCUUCAAUACGUCUGAGCCUAAGGGCGGAGAUCCCCUUCUUGUCGAUGUAAAUGCUCAAUAUGCCGGAUUUGAGUACCAUUACACGUAUCUCAUUUUCUGCGGUUUCAUCGUCUGGUUGAUCAUCCCUGGAAUUGGUCUUCUCUAUGGCGGACUUGCACGUCGCAAGUCUGCUCUAGCCUUGCUAUUUCAGAGCUUGAUGGUUGCUGCAGUCACCACAUUCCAAUGGAUGUUCUGGGGGUAUAGCUUGGCUUAUUCUCGAACGGCUGGACCUUUCAUUGGAGACCUGGCGAAUUUCGGAAUGAAAAAUGUUAUGGCUGCUCCAAGUCCUGGUAGCGCGGUCAUUCCCGAGAUCGUCUUCUGCUUAUACCAAUUGUUGUUCUGUGCUUGCACUGUACAGAUCGUAAUUGGUGGUGCCUUCGAACGAGGACGUAUCAUCCCAUCGCUAGUGUUCGGUUUCUGGUGGGCUACAGUCGUCUAUUGUCCCAUUGCCUGCUGGACUUGGAAUAGCAACGGAUGGCUCUACCAGCUCCCAUCUCUAGACUUUGCCGGAGGUGGACCAGUCCACAUAUCUUCAGGUUGGUCGGCAUUAGCUUAUGCGUUCGUCCUCGGCAAGCGCAAGCACCAUGGCGACAAGGCUCAUGGAAAACCUCACAACACGACCCUCGUCUUCCUCGGCACAAUUCUGAUCUGGUUCGGAUGGUUUGGUUUCAACGGUGGCAGUACGCUCAAUGCCACUGUCCGAGCUAUGCUGGCCGCUUUCAACACAAAUACCGCUGCUUCAACGGGAAUGAUUGGAUGGGUUAUGGUUGACUACAUCAAGCACAGAAAAUUCAGCGUUGUGGGAGCAUGCGAAGGUGCCAUUGCAGGACUCGUCGGUAUUACUCCUGCGGCAGGUUUUGUUGGAGUCUGGCUUGCUGCAGUAAUUGGAUUUGUCACUGCAGUUGUUUGUGCUUUACUUCAGGACUUGAAUGAGUGGCUUCAUCUCGAUGAGGGUCUUGAAGUUUUCAAACUUCACGGCAUUGGUGGCAUGGUGGGGAGUUUCUUGACUGGGAUUUUUGCUUCCGAGACCAUCAGCAUGCUCGAUGGCGCGUCUUCAGCACCGGGCGGUAUCGACGGCAACGGAAUCCAAGUCGGCAAGCAAUUUGCCGAAAUUACUGCCAUCUCAGCCUACUCAUUCAUUGUCUCUUGCGCUCUUCUCUAUAUCUUGAAGUACAUCCCCGGCAUGCACUUGCGCGUUGACGAAGACGCCGAAAUGAAGGGUUUAGAUCUCGACCAGUUCUUCGAUGAGCAGAUUGGUGACUGGGGCAUGUUCGAUGAAUUGGAAAGAAGGAAGGCGGAGCUUGAGAUCAGCUCGCCCGGUACCCCUCAAGUACAGGAAAUUCAGGAACCAGUUGGUGCUAAGGACGCUGAGAAGAAAGCGUAGGAAAGUGAAUUGGUGAAUCUGAGGUUAGCAACACAAACUGUAGAACAAUAUUGCCUUAUGUCCCAAUAUAUAAUAUACGGUCGAUGUGACAAAUGGGGAAGUUCAGAG